Molecule: messenger RNA, 1424 nt
Organism: Phycomyces blakesleeanus NRRL 1555(-)
Lineage: Eukaryota; Fungi; Mucoromycota; Mucoromycetes; Mucorales; Phycomycetaceae
Exons: 7
Coding region: 1-1029 (342 amino acids)
Source: RefSeq, a predicted model, not a curated record
AUGCCAUGCAAAAGUAAAAAAACUACCGAGAGCUCAAAGAGGCGCCUUUCACAAAAUAGUACACUAGAAAAGUCCCUAGCUAUCAACAAUACAUCCGAGGACUACGUUAAUCACGAAUCGUCGAAUACAUCUCCAACCUUGCCACUUGCCAAGCGACAAUGCAUUGACCUUCGAGACUCAAAUCAAGCAUCAUUAAAAUACGAAGGAAGCCCAGAAACUGAUCCAGAUGAUACUGAGAAAAGUGUAUCAAAUAUAUCUCAGGAUAUACAGAAGGAUUUUGUAAAAAAUGAUACCAAAAAUGAACGCAUUUCAUCAAAGAUAAAUACCAGUGAUGAAUCAGAAAGAGUCCUUUUAAUUCAGAAAUCCCGAAUAAGCACAGGAAUUACCAAACUACUAAGAAGAAAUGAUGGAUUGGAUGAAAAUGAUACCGUUAAGCUUCUAGUCCCAUCAAAAAGCAAGAGUACUCCAAUUAAGCUAGAAGGAAGUCUCCAAGACAGUAUAAGCAUGCGAAGUCUAUCUUUUGGAAGGGGUUUCAAUCACGCUAGAUCAUCUCUUACGGACCCAAAGUCUUUUACAAAAACAGAAAAUGCUGUCCAAAUGAAGAAACCAGACACUAUUUUGCCACAGCUGAAUACUCAACAAAACCACCCUUUAAAUCCUACUAAAGCAAAUAUAGAAGCAAACACAAGCACUGAGCUGAUGCCGCCUCCAAAAAGCACAAUUCCAUUAAAGUUUCAGUUUGCAGACAUUCCAUCAGAAAAUCAAGCUACGCUUGUAGUAGAAUCAAUUGAGAGAAUUGAAAACAAGAGGGAAAGAACAACAAAUGAAAGCAUUAGCACCACAACUACCCAAGAAUUCGAUGAUGAAUUUCUGGACAUAUUAGAUGUCACUCCAGAUUGGGUAAAGAGCCCGAUGUUUGAACAGCUUCUCGAAAAACAAACCCACAUGGAUCCAGAUAAAAUAUUUGGUCGAAUCCCACCUAUAGAUUUAAAAAAUAUCUUCACAAAGCCACGCAAAACAAAGCACUGAGAAGUUUAUAUAUCAGUAAUCAAUGCAUGAGCACUCAAGUAUCUGGUCACUCGGAUAAAUGCACACAUAUGUAGAAAGCAAAAACAAAAAAGCAAAACGCAUAACAACAAUAUUGAUAUGGAAAAUAAGGAAGUUUCUCCAGUAAAUAGUAAGGGUCAACAAUUCAAUAUAUCAAAUCAGUACAUAACAUUAGCCAAAACAGUAAUAAUUAUAAUAGCUCUAAUGUGUAGACCAUACAUAUGUAAAUUAAAAAUUAUUAAAGAAUUCAUUUAACAAAAAAAAAAUAAGCAACAACAACAACAGCAUUUAAUCAAGAUUUUAAGGUAGUCUAUAAUAAGGUGGUGUAUAUAUAAAACAAAAAUCAAUACAAUCAAUGCUCACAGAGCUUAUCUAUU